Molecule: messenger RNA, 1442 nt
Organism: Sinocyclocheilus grahami
Lineage: Eukaryota; Metazoa; Chordata; Actinopteri; Cypriniformes; Cyprinidae
Product: gamma-glutamyltransferase 5-like
Exons: 9
Coding region: 60-1274 (404 amino acids)
Biological process (GO): leukotriene D4 biosynthetic process; inflammatory response; glutathione catabolic process
Cellular component (GO): plasma membrane
Molecular function (GO): leukotriene-C(4) hydrolase activity; glutathione gamma-glutamate hydrolase
Source: RefSeq, a predicted model, not a curated record
AGCGCACUUCUGCUGCACUCUAGAAGUUCAACGAUAAAGCAAAGCCGCACUUGGAUACAAUGGCCAGACGAAAAGAGAAAGUUUGCUUGUGCAUAAGUAUUCCGAUUAUAUGUAUUAUUAUAAUUAUUAUUAUUUGCGCGACUCACUUUAACGAGGAGUGCGCUGACGGACUUUACAAAAACGCAGCAGUGGCAGCGGACUCGGAAACCUGCUCAAAGAUCGGGCGAGAUAUACUGCAGUUGGGUGGCUCAGCGGUAGAUGGCGCCAUUGCUACUUUACUGUGCACGUCCAUCAUAAAUCCUCAGAGUAUGGGCAUUGGUGGAGGCUCUAUAUUCACAAUACGGGAACAAAGUGGCAAAGUGAGAGUAAUCAAUGCCAGAGAGACUGUCCCAAAAGCGUUUAAAACAGACCUUCUUGCCAUGUGUCCAACAACAACACAGCCUAUGGAAGGUGCUCACUGGAUCGGUGUCCCAGGUGAUAUCCGUGGCUAUGAGCGAGCUCAUAAAUUGUAUGGACGUCUGCCUUGGGCCAGUUUAUUUGAGCCCACUAUCAAGAUGGCUAGAGAGGGCGUCCCUGUUCCCUAUGUGCUCUCUCGAUUUUUGCCACUUCUCUUAAAGGAGAAGCCAGAGGCAGUUGAGAUCAUUCAGAAGCAUUUUGCGGAUAAAGUGAGAGCAAAAAUCAGCCCCGACCGCACUUAUGAUGCCAGCUACUACAACAUCACUCCAUACCUGGACUCUCAUGGCACCACUCAUGUGUCCGUGCUCGCUGAGGAUGGUAUGGCAGUAUCUGUGACCAGCACCAUCAACCACAUAUUUGGAUCCAGAAUUUUCUCCCCCAAAACAGGCAUCCUCCUCAACAAUGAACUUGCAGACUUCUGUGGAAAAACAGACCAGAUUCAUGCUGGUGAGCAGCCCCCAUCCUCCAUGUCUCCAGUGAUACUUUACUCCCCAUCUCAGAAGCACAUUGUGGUCAUAGGAGCCUCAGGUGGCAGUAUGAUCACCACCGGGGUGGCUCUGACUCUCAUGAACUUCCUGUGGUUCGGCAAGACUCUGCAAGAUUCCAUCAGCGCCCCUGUAGUGUUUGUGGACUCCAAAAACAUCCUCAACUUUGAGCCCUUGUUUGACAAGAUUGUUCUGGAGUCACUUUACAAGAUUGGGCACAAGGUCAAAGUCCCACAGAUGUUUUAUAAUGUGGUAAAUGCUGUAUCAAAGGAAAACAACUGCAUAGUGGCUGUAUCUGACUCGCGGAAAAAUGGAAAAGCUGCAGGGUAUUGACCUGGAGUGCAGCUGGAGACUGUAACUCACACCAGCUCUGCUUGAUGCAUCUGUGCUGUGUUUGUAUGAAGUAAACCAGGCGGAUGACAAACUGACAAAUAAUAGCAAGCACCAUCAAUAUGUGAAGUUUUGAUGUUUUACUGUGAAAAACAUGAACAUUUAUAUUCA